AUGUUGAACAGGCACGUCCGGCGUGGCGCUCAUCCUCCACCGUCAUGCAAUGAAGUAGUCGCCAGCAUCGACAAGAGCAGCAAGUUCUUCAGUAAGUUUGAUGCGAAGAACGGCUACUUCCAAGUACCGCUCGCCGAUGAGUCGAAGGAUCUGACCACGUUCAUCACCCCGUGGGGCAGAUUCCGCUUCGAGAGAUGUGUCCAAGGCCUCAGCUCAUCUGGAGAUGAGUUCAACCGCCGAGGUGAUGUCGCACUCGCUGGAAUACCCAGGACUUGCAAGGUGACGGACGAUAUCCUGUGUCACGAUGACACGUACGCAUCCCAUCUGAAGCACGUCAUCACUGUUCUGGAGCGGUGCAAGGAGCACAACAUCACUCUGAACCCAACGAAACUUCAGUUCGCUCAGUCAACAGUCGAGUACUGCGGAUUCAACAUCAGCAAAGAUGGAUACACCGUGGACCGGCGCAAACUUCGCGCAAUUUCCGACUUCCCAGUACCACAGAACCUCACCGAUCUUCGCAGCUUCAUGGGGCUCGUCAACCAGCUAGCCUCAUUCUCAACAGACACAGCGAGCGCUGCCAGCCCGCUGCGCGACCUCCUCCGGCCCCAGAACCACUGGUGCUGGACCAGCGUCCACCAACAGGCUUUUGAAGCCGUCAAAGCGACACUUGUGUCACCACCGGUCCUGGCGUUCUUCAAGCCCGGCCUGCCAACAGCCCUUCACACCGACGCCACACGACUGCAUGGCCUGUCGAGCGAUGAGGAAUAUCAAGCACUGGCAGACACGAUCCUCAACGGCUUCCCAGACCAGAAAGCCGACCUGCCAUCCAGUCUUCGAGCCUACUGGCAGGUGAAGGAAGAUCUCUCCGUCAACGACGGCAUCAUCCUGUGUGGCGCACGUCUUCUCGUUCCACGCAGCCUUAGACGAGACGUGCUCAAACGCCUCCACGCCGGACACCAAGGUAUCGAACGGACAAAGCGACGCGCUCGCCAAUCUGUCUACUGGCCCGGUCUCAACCAGCAAGUACACGAGACCGUCACAGCGUGCUCAGCCUGUCGCAAGUACCUGCCCACACAGCAGAAAGAACCGAUGCUGAGUGAUCCAGAGCCGUCUCGCGUCUUCGAAACGAUGUCCGCCGACUUCUUCUCUCAUGCGGGAAAGUCCUGGCUUGUCAUCGCCGACCGACUCUCAGGAUGGCCCAUCGCCGUUUCCAUCGACGGUGAGCCGACAUCCAGGAUCUUGGUCAGCCACUUGAGAGAGGUGUUCGCCGUCUACGGUGUCCCCAAUCAACUCAAGACCGACGGCGGGCCACAGUUCACAGCCCGCCACACCCGCACCUUCCUGGAGCGAUGGGGCGUGACGCACACGAUAUCAUCCCUACAUUACCCGCAGUCCAACGGUCAUGCAGAGGCGGCGGUCAAAGCCGUAAAACGGCUGGUUCAAAAAUGCAGCGUGUCCGGUCGCCUCGACCUCGAAGAGUUCUCGCAGGCCAUGCUUAAAUCAGGAAUACACCCCGGGAGGACGGUCGAUCACCCGCUGAGGUACUCUUCGGACACCCACUGA
Messenger RNA from Amphibalanus amphitrite, 1563 nucleotides. RefSeq lists its product as uncharacterized. Gene Ontology annotation, biological process: DNA integration. Gene Ontology annotation, molecular function: nucleic acid binding. The transcript has 2 exons. The record is from RefSeq and is a predicted model, not a curated record. The coding region runs from base 1 to 1563 and encodes 520 amino acids. Lineage: Eukaryota; Metazoa; Arthropoda; Thecostraca; Balanomorpha; Balanidae.